Naumovozyma dairenensis CBS 421 is the source of this 534-nucleotide messenger RNA. It is a transcript of the gene GFD1, whose product is annotated as Gfd1p. The transcript has a single exon. The record is from RefSeq and is a predicted model, not a curated record. Bases 1 to 534 code for a protein of 177 amino acids. Lineage: Eukaryota; Fungi; Ascomycota; Saccharomycetes; Saccharomycetales; Saccharomycetaceae.
AUGCCACUAGAAUCAAUAUGGGCAGAUGUAGAGGAAGAAAAGCAAAUAACAAAGCCAUCCGCUACUGCCACUAAGCUUAGUUUUCCUCACAAAAACAAAGAUACAUAUCCGAAAAAUCAUACUCGAAAUAUUUCUUCGCCUACGAAGAACAAAAAACCAUCUCAUCAAAACAAUAACUCUUCCAGUAAGAAGAACACCAAGUCUGCUAAUAUUAAUAACAACAAGGACUGGUCAUCUUUACCAUUAAAGGAUCGUAUUGGACUGCCAUCCCCUCCACAUUCUUCUUCUUCUUCUUCCUCUUCGAAAGAAUCCAACUGUGCUGAUAAGAAGAAAAUGGAUUUAUUAAGGAAGAAAAUUGAAGAACAAAAGAUAAUCUUCCAAGAGAAGAAGAAAGCAACACAGCAAAAACUAUUAAAUGAUUUUCUUAACGAUGAUGGCACUAAUAGUAUAUUUGAUUCAUCUUCAAACUGGCUAGAUGAUGAUGAAGAAGAUGAAAUUAUUGAAAAGUUGAAAAAUACUUCAUUGAAAUUGUAA